GGACUCUAAUUGGGUCUAUGUACGAAGCCCAUCUUUACCGAAUUUGGAUCAAGCUUUCUUACUCUGAAGCAGCCGCCGGUAAAGCUUAUCCUAACUGUCAAGCUAUACCUUGCGAUCAAUUUGAGGUUGCGUUUCAAGCGGUGGAGCUUUGGAUCUCAGUUCGUACUGUUUUACCGGUGGAAAACUCUCUCGGCGGUUCUAUUCACCGGAAUUACGAUCUUCUCCUCCGUCAUCGUCUUCACAUAGUCGGGGAAGUUGUUGAAGCUAAUGAUGAGGCUCCUUCGAUGUCGUAUCACAAGACUAGUAUCGACUUUGCGCACGAGAAAGGAACCAGCGUGCUUUUCAAAGUGCUCUCUGCUUUCGCCUUUAGGGGGGACAUUAGUUUGACGAAGAUCGAAUCAAGGCCGAAUCACAACUGUCCGAUCAGGCUCGUCGAUGAUGCAAAUGUCGGGAGCAUUUUGAGUUACAAGUUUUACGUCAACUUCGAGGUCUCGAUGGCAGAGGCGCGUGCUCAGAACGCGCUUACCGAGGUUCAAGAGUUUACAUCGUCGUUCUUGCGGGUGCUGGGGAGUUAUCCCCUGGAUAUGACUCCUUGGUCACCAUCAAGAAGGUUUGGGGACAAUCAUUCAUUAUAGUUCCCUGGUUGGUAAAAUGCAAAAUGUCUAGUCUUUUUAAACUAUAAGAAAAGUUGUUAUAAAUUUAAAUGCGUCUGCCGGGAGUCGAACCCGGUUCUAUUGCUUGGAAGGCAAUUAUCCUAACCGCUGGACUACAGACGCGUUUUUGUUUAAAUUUACACCUCGUAGAUUUUAUAUACGCUUUGGGAGUGGAGGUCAAAGUGAAAAGGA
Messenger RNA from Arabidopsis lyrata subsp. lyrata, 845 nucleotides. RefSeq names its product arogenate dehydratase/prephenate dehydratase 6, chloroplastic. Gene Ontology annotation, biological process: L-phenylalanine biosynthetic process. Gene Ontology annotation, molecular function: arogenate dehydratase activity; prephenate dehydratase activity. Gene Ontology annotation, cellular component: cytoplasm; chloroplast. The record is from RefSeq and is a predicted model, not a curated record. Lineage: Eukaryota; Viridiplantae; Streptophyta; Magnoliopsida; Brassicales; Brassicaceae.